AAAAAGCCACCGCCUUAAAUGAAUCGUGUUAAAUACGAAAAGCCAUUCCGCUUCUCAUUUAAAUAAAAAUAAUAAAAAUUCCUCUUCGCCUUUCAUUCUGGAUCUUCGCCGUCGCGAAGGGGUCCAGGGUGCUUUAGGAUUUCGGGUGAAUUAAAUCCAAGAUCGGAUAAUCUACAUAUUUUCAUAAUUUUGUUGUUUGUUGGCGCCUAAAAGAUGUCGAGCAAGAAAGAAGAAAAGACUCAGGCUGCAGCUGAAAGAAUCAAAGCUGCAGCAUUGAGUGCUGCCAAGGGCCUCAGUCGUGCUCAGGCUGAAAGGGCAGCUGCUGCUGCAGCCCGAAAUGUUAAUGCUUAUGGGCAAAAGGAAGAAGGACCUAGCAGAUGGCAGGAGAAACGGGAAGCAAAGAGGCAGAUGUACUUGAUGAGUACUGAAAAGGCGGUGAAAUUAGGUGAAAGGAAAGACAAGACUUCAAUGUCUACAAUGGGUGCAUCACAGUGCCAAAAGUGUUUUCAAACAGGGCAUUGGACAUACGAAUGCAAGAAUGAACGGGUCUACAUGUCACGACCCUCACGUACCCAGCAGCUUAAGAACCCCAAAUUGAGGAUGAAGCUUUCAAUCUCUUAUGAUUUGGACAACCCAGAUGUCAAGGAUGAGGAGGACAAUAGGUCCAACAAAAGCAAAAGGAAGCAUCGGUCAGAUUCUGAUUCAGGUAGUGAUAGCGAGGCUUCAGUUUUUGAGACUGAUAGUGGUGCCUCAUCUGUUACGGGAUCAGAUUCUUCUUCAGCAGAGAGUAGUACAGAUUACAGUUCAUCAUCUGACUCUGAGGAAGAGAGGAGGAGGCGGAGGAGGAAGAAGAAGCAGAGGAAGGGGAGGCGUAGAAGGUACAGCUCGUCUUCCGAGUCUUCUGAUUCAGACUCUGCUUCAGAUUCUGAUUCUGACGAUAAGAGCAGCCGAAGGAAGAGCCGGAGGCAUAGCAGAAGACGCUGAAGCAGAGAGGGCAGUACGCAUAUUGCCUAUUUGAUGCUGGACUUGCCUGUUUUUAAGUCCACAGAUUCUACCAUCUCCUUGUACUUCUUUGUUAGGGCAUUCCGGUUGUAACUAUGGAGCUUAUGGUCUUACACAUGCUGGAGAUCAAGGCCUCUGAAAUAAGUUUGCUAGGUGUUUAGUUUUGAGAUCUUUACCAGACUUGUUUGUUGAUUCCUUUUUGUGAAAUGAUUGUAGCUUGAAAAUCCUCUUGUAAGUUAUUGACUAUCUUGACUUUUUCCUUUGUGCCACUAGAUAUUUAAUAUUUUGUUGCCUGACUGCAGCAUAUCUGUCAAA
Messenger RNA from Theobroma umbraticum, 1317 nucleotides. RefSeq names its product zinc knuckle (CCHC-type) family protein. Gene Ontology annotation, molecular function: zinc ion binding; nucleic acid binding. The record is from RefSeq and is a predicted model, not a curated record. Lineage: Eukaryota; Viridiplantae; Streptophyta; Magnoliopsida; Malvales; Malvaceae.